Messenger RNA from Andrographis paniculata, 1057 nucleotides. Its product is annotated as transcription repressor OFP15-like. The record is from RefSeq and is a predicted model, not a curated record. The transcript has a single exon. Gene Ontology annotation, biological process: negative regulation of DNA-templated transcription. The coding region runs from base 159 to 914 and encodes 251 amino acids. Lineage: Eukaryota; Viridiplantae; Streptophyta; Magnoliopsida; Lamiales; Acanthaceae.
CUAAGUUCUAACACCAAAACCACUCUGUCUGAGCUUUUAUUACUUCGAUCCAUCGAUAUAAAAAAAAAAAUAAAAAAAAAUGAUUUUCAGAGCACAUUAAAUAUUUACAGCCAAAAUUUCAAACUCCCAAUCGCUAGUAGAUCUCCAAUCCUCUCCAUAUGAAAUUCUCCUUCUUCUCCAAAUCCACAGACACCGCCGCCGCCGCCGCCUCGCCGUGGCCGUGGCCGGCGUGCGCUACGAAUCCCAAAACCCAGUCUUUCCGCGCCACCGCCGCCGCCGCCGCCGAUAACGGCAUCUUCAAAACCAUCAAUUCCGCCUACGUCGACGACGACGACGAAGCUCUCACCGAACUCUCCGCCGCCGCCGACGACGAUUCCGGCGCCGCCGUCGAGUUCGCCGUCGUCGGAGCAUUACGUUCAGACCGCCUCAUCUUCCACCCCGGCGAGUCGAGCUCCAUUCUCGACGAAGCAAAACCCGCCGGCGCCGCCGUUUCGAUCCUCGCCGUGGAAUCCUGCGAUCCGUACUCCGAUUUCAGAGCUUCCAUGGAGGAAAUGGUGGAGGCGCACGGAUUGAAGGAUUGGGACUGCCUGGAGGACCUCCUCGCCUGCUACCUCCGAUUCAACUCCAAAAGCAACCAUGGAUACAUCGUCGGAGCUUUCGUCGACCUCCUGCUCCGCCACGCCGUCGCGGCGGCGGCGGCGUCCGCCAUUGAUGAAAACUGCUCGUCUUCCUCCACCACCACCACGACGGCGAAUUCCUUCACUUCUCCACUCUCCUUUUCGUCUUCCUCCACCUACUCCUCCGCCAGCCCCCAUUUAUCCUCGCCGGAAAACGAAGCUCCGAUCACCACCGCCGCCGGUAAAGAAGACUCCCUCCCGUCCCCUUCAUCGUCGUCGUCUUCUUCAGGUACUUAAUUAAAUUACAUUUACAAAAUCCCCAAUUAGAAACCCUAAUUACAUUAGCAAAACAUUAAACCCUAAUUAGUUCCUCUUUUUUAAUACAAGAAUGUAAUUCGACCUCCAAUCACCAUUAUUACAAAUCAAAUUCAUUUUAAUUA